Messenger RNA from Clarias gariepinus (North African catfish), 1644 nucleotides. RefSeq lists its product as uncharacterized. Lineage: Eukaryota; Metazoa; Chordata; Actinopteri; Siluriformes; Clariidae. The coding region runs from base 32 to 778 and encodes 248 amino acids. The record is from RefSeq and is a predicted model, not a curated record. The transcript has 6 exons.
GUACAGCACACUCAUCACACUCUAGGGGAACAUGUCUGACAGAGUGUUUACUCUUCUUCUUAGCCUUACUCUGGCACUUCAAGAUGUAUGCGCUGAAUUUCAGGUGUGGACAUUAUUGCAGUACAACUUCAAAGAUAAUAGCUCGGUCAAUAUCAUAUGCCAACCUGAUGUACAGACGGACUGGAAAAUGGGUGCCCGUCUGUUCAUCAAUGACGAGGACGUGUGUCACUCAGAUAAAAACAAUACAAUAUGUGAGGAGAGAAAACAAGGAAACCAGUUCAUUUUUACACUGAAAAUCACAGCAAAGAACACAAGACUUGUGUAUCAGUGUGAAAUUUACAAGAGAACUCCACUCCCUAUCGUAAAGAGACGGGGAGAAAAAGCUGAGUUGCUCACAGAAUGCUCUGUUCCACGUCUGAUACCUGAGACCCCACCUACAACCACCAGCAACUGCACGGAAGAGGUCCCCGAAUGCCAUCAACCCGAUUUACUCAAUUUACUCACCUUGGCUCUGCUUGGAUUUGUGUUUCUGCUGUGUCUGUACAGUUUGAUUAUGACUGUUGCUUAUAUCAAACUAAGGAUCAAAAUUUCAGACGAUCUGACGAUAACCUACGUUCCAAUGCAGCAAAACGGGAUCAGGCCGAAGAAGAAAGCGAAAGGUCACGGUGCAGACAAGAAUGCAGAAUACAUGGAUAUGCGAGAGGUGCAUCACCACACUCAACCCCUCAGAGACAUGAACCACAACUCUCGCCUGAAUCCUGUAGGCUCUAGUGUCUGAUCCUAUUGUGUUUAUGCAAAUGCCUGUAGAUUUUAAUAAUACAGUAAAGACGACUGUAGCCUACGCGCUUCCAUUUGGUCAAAAAUGGUCAAAACUACCCAAAGUAAUUCAUUCACUGACUACAGUAUUGGCAUGGCAGUGUGAGCAUACUGUGGGUUAAAUCUUUCUAUCAAACAGCAAACAGCUCAAUUUAUUAUUGUGUUGUCUUUUGUUAUGUCAUUUUUUUUUUAUAAAAAGCACAUUUUAUAAAAAUAUUGUUGCUAUACUUUAUGAUUGUAUCUUCGCUAUGUGGCUCUGAAGUUGAUUCUGUUUAAAUAGCAAUGCAAUAUGUUAUAUUUUUAUGUUUUAUAUACAUAAAAAUACAAUGAAUGUGCACGCUGUACUGAUUGUAAUGUCCUCCAGGACAAAGGUAGCUCAGUGGUUAAGGCAUUGGAUUACAGUGCGGAAGUCCCAUGUUCAAACCCCGCCACAACCGAGUUGCCACAUUGAGCAAGGCCCUUAACCCUUAACUGCUUAGGUGUAUAAUGAGAUAAAAAUGUAAGUCACUCUGGAUAUGGGUGUCUGCCACACGGCUCCCUGAGACAACACAAGUAGGAAAGCCUUGAGAAGAACCAGAUUGAAAAGGAAACGCAUCAUCUUCUGGGUAUCAUACUGUACUACUAGCUAAUAUGAAGGUAAUUAGCACUCAGUGGUAUGGAAGGGAUGCUCAGUAAAUGUAUAUUGACUCAGGAUAAGAACGGAAAGUGUCUGAUUACAACAGAAGUUGAUAUUUACCACAAAUGGUAGUUAAUCGCCCCUGCAGUUUGGUAUAUUCAUUAUAAUGUAGUUAAAUGUAGCAUGAUGUAAUGUAUGAUUUGCAAUAAUAG